Herpailurus yagouaroundi (jaguarundi) is the source of this 2242-nucleotide messenger RNA. RefSeq names its product heparanase (gene HPSE). NCBI's taxonomy places the organism in Eukaryota, Metazoa, Chordata, Mammalia, Carnivora, Felidae. The record is from RefSeq and is a predicted model, not a curated record. The coding region runs from base 95 to 1726 and encodes 543 amino acids. The transcript has 12 exons. Gene Ontology annotation, cellular component: extracellular matrix; membrane. Gene Ontology annotation, molecular function: hydrolase activity, acting on glycosyl bonds. Gene Ontology annotation, biological process: angiogenesis involved in wound healing; cell-matrix adhesion.
GAAAAGGGCGCUGUGGCGCGGCGGGAGGAAGUGCGCCAGGUCCCGGCUCCCGCUGCGAGGCGCCCCGCGGGUGGGCCGGCCAGGUGAGCCCGAGAUGCCGCUGCGCUGGAAGCCGGGGCCGCCGCUGCCGCAGCUGCUGCUGCUCCUGGGGCCGCUCGGCCCCUUCUCCCCGCGCGCCCCGAUGGGACUCGCGCAGGCGGACGCCGCCGCGGAGCUGGACUUCUCCACCGAGCGGCCGGUGCACCUGGUGAGUCCCGCCUUCCUGUCCUUCACCAUCGACGCCAACCUGGCCACGGACCCGCGGUUCCUCACCUUCCUGGGUUCUACAAAGCUUCGUACUUUGGCCAGAGGUUUGUCUCCUGCAUACCUGAGAUUUGGUGGCACCAAGACAGACUUUCUCAUUUUUGAUCCCAAGAAAGAACCAACCUUUGAAGAGAGAAGUUACUGGCAGUCUCAAGUCAACCAGGAUAUGUGUGAAUCUGGAUCCAUCCCUUCCGACAUAGAGAAGAGAUUACAGUUGGAAUGGCCCUUCCAGGAGCAAUUGCUUCUCAGAGAACAGUAUCAGAAAAAGUUCAACAAUAGCACUUACUCAAGGAGCUCCGUGGAUAUGUUGUAUACUUUUGCAAAUUGCUCAGGACUGGACUUGAUCUUUGGUCUAAAUGCCUUACUACGAACAGCAGACUUGCAGUGGAACAGUUCUAAUGCUCAGUUGCUCCUGGAUUAUUGCUCUUCCAAGAAUUAUAACAUUUCUUGGGAACUAGGCAAUGAACCUAACAGUUUCCGGAAGAAGGCUGGUAUUUUCAUCGAUGGAUUGCAGUUAGGAAAAGAUUUUGUCAAGUUGCAUAAGCUUCUAGCAAAAUCCACUUUCAAAACUGUGAAUCUCUAUGGUCCUGAUAUUGGCCAGCCUCGAGGAAAAACUGUCAAGAUGCUAACGAGUUUCCUGAAGGCUGGGGGAGAAGUGAUUGAUUCAGUUACAUGGCACCACUACUACUUGAAUGGACGAAUUGCUACCAAAGAGGAUUUUCUAAACCCUGAUGUGUUAGACACUUUUGCUUCAUCUGUGCAAAAAAUUUUCCAGGUUGUUGAGGAGACCAGACCCCACAAGAAAGUUUGGUUAGGAGAAACAAGCUCUGCAUACGGGGGUGGAGCGCCACUGCUGUCCAACACCUUUGCGGCUGGCUUUAUGUGGCUGGAUAAAUUGGGCCUGUCGGCUAGAAUGGGCAUAGAAGUGGUGAUGAGGCAAGUGCUCUUUGGAGCCGGAAACUACCACUUAGUGGAUCAAAACUUCGAACCUUUACCUGAUUAUUGGCUAUCUCUUCUGUUCAAGAAAUUGGUGGGCACCAAUGUAUUAAGGGCAAGCGUGAAAGGUCCAGACAGCAGGAAACUUCGAGUAUACCUUCACUGUACCAACAUCAACCACCCAAGGUAUAAAGAAGGAGAUUUAACCCUGUAUGCCUUAAACCUCCAUAAUGUCACCAAACGCUUGCAGUUGCCGUAUCACUUAUUUGACAAACAAGUGGACAAAUACCUCGUAAAACCUUUAGGGCCUGAUGGAUUACUUUCUAAAUCUGUCCAACUCAAUGGUCAAACUCUGAAGAUGGUAGAUGAUCAUACCCUCCCGGCUUUGACAGAAAAACCUCUCCGCCCAGGAAGUACACUGGGCUUGCCAGCUUUCUCAUAUGGAUUUUUUGUGAUAAGAAAUGCCAAAGUUACCGCUUGCCUCUGAAAAUGAAAGGCAUACACCAUCCCUGAGAUUGAAUUUUUCAAGUGUAUUGAUAAGAGGAAAGCAAAACCCAAGCUAUAGGAAGGCAAGCAGAUACAUUACAAAUCAACUAGGGAAGCUUUAGGGACACUGGGACACUCGCGGUGCUAGAUUUAGCACAGUCUUUUGUUCUAAGUAGACCACUGCUAAUAAUAAUACCUGGUGCCAAACACUAGGCUCAGUGCUUUGCAUGUUCUAUUUUUACUUAAAGUUAUUAAAAAGGUAUAUGGAUGCUCCCAAUAUAGCCAGGAGGCAAGUAAGUGAGGGAUACAGCACUAUUUUUAAGAAAGUGCUUCAUUUUUAUUUUAAAAAACAGUUAUUAAAAGACUGCAGGAUUCUUUAUAUGCUGUUUCUAUGGGCUCCCGUCAGAAAAAGUGUACUGCCACAAUCUUCAAAUUGUCUAUAGAUGAGAGAGUCUCUUUUCACCUUAACAGAGAGCUAGAUUUAUCUGCUGCUUCUCUUCUGGUUGUUCUUUGUCAA